AUGGAUAUGAAAAAGGAACUGCUAGCCGGCCUGAUGUCGACGCCUAAAUAUAUACCUGGUUGGUAUAUUUACGACAAGGAAGGAUCGAGGCUGAACGACGUUUGUCUAAAGGAAAAUAAAAACUACUACUUCCAUAGGUGUGAGCUGAAUGUAUUAGAAACCCAUCUUUCGUCUAUGCUGACAUUUGAUACCGAGAACACCGUUCUAGUCGACAUGGGGAGCGGGAACUGCCAAAAAACACGCUUAUUUAUUGAUAAUAUAUUACAAAAUCAAGACAAGCUGACUUUUUAUCCCAUUGAUAUUUCACAUGAGUUUUUAUCGGACACCUGCAGACAACUUUCUGAAGAAUAUGCUGAGAAACUCGAAAUCAAUCCUAUCGCUACUGAUUAUGAAACUGGCAUCAGUGAAAUCAGGACUUUUAUCUACCCAAAAUUGAUUCUAUGGUUUGGUAGUAUCCAGAUACUUGAACCUGACGACCAAAUACGAAUACUACAGCUGUUGAGGUCAGCGAUGACAGAACGCUGCUGUUUGAUCUUCAGUGUCGAUAUAACACAAAACAGAGAAGCGGUCAUAAAGGCAUACAGUGGCGUUCAUGCCUGAAAAUGCGCAUGCGCAUAAACCGAGAAAAAAGCAAAAUGGCGGACGCAAACCAGAAAAAACGACGAGGUCCUAAAAGUUACUUGACGGAAAGUGCAAGAAAACGAAGGAAAAAAGAAUCAGAACAGAGAAGAGGAGAGGCGAGAAUCUACAUAAGCAAAGAGAUAGAUAGAUGGCGAAAGGUAAAGGAAGAUCUCGCACUGGAGACUGAUUC
Messenger RNA from Pecten maximus, 811 nucleotides. RefSeq names its product histidine N-alpha-methyltransferase-like. The coding region runs from base 1 to 600 and encodes 199 amino acids. The transcript has 6 exons. NCBI's taxonomy places the organism in Eukaryota, Metazoa, Mollusca, Bivalvia, Pectinida, Pectinidae. The record is from RefSeq and is a predicted model, not a curated record.